AUGGGAACCACCGGCCAGCCCGCUAUUAUCUAUCUGCCCCCGGGAACGUAUCUUUUGAGCGCCUCGCUGCAAUUCUACGUCGGAACAGUCAUCGUGGGAGACCCGACCGAUCCCCCAACGCUGAAGGCAGCAUCGAAAUUCUCAGGGGAUCAUAUGGUCUACGCCAAGGAUCCCAGCUACGUCGGCACGAUCAAUUUCCAGAUCGGGAUUAAGAACAUCGUGCUGGAUUCCACAGCCGUCGAGGCAACCCAGGCGUUCAGUCUCCUCGAUUGGACCGUCAGUCAGGCGACACAAUUGACUAACGUUGGGUUCAAUAUGCCGACUGGGGACACGAACCACGUUGGGCUUACUACCCAGUAUGACUAUAAUAGUAACCUCAUUAUGGUAUGA
Molecule: messenger RNA, 390 nt
Organism: Aspergillus melleus
Lineage: Eukaryota; Fungi; Ascomycota; Eurotiomycetes; Eurotiales; Aspergillaceae
Exons: 1
Coding region: 1-390 (129 amino acids)
Molecular function (GO): polygalacturonase activity
Source: RefSeq, a predicted model, not a curated record